AAUGAAACACCGUCAAAAGCAGAAACAUAACUCUUAAUUAUACAUAGUCGAAAAAAUUGUAGACAGACGUUAUGAUCCUGUUUCAAAAGAAUUAUAAUAUUGUAUUAAAUGGGAAGGUUAUAGUGAAGCAGAAAAUACUUGGGAACCUUUGAGAAAUCUAAAGAAUGUUUUAUCCGAAAUUGAAGAAUUCGAAAAUUAAUAGCUCAAUAAGAAAUAAAAUAUGUCUCUCAAAAUAGAUAAUAAAAAACUCAAAUAAUUGCUUCUCAAUAAAUUAACUCAUUUUCUUGAGAAAAUAGCCCUUAAACCAUAAUAAUAAUUAAAAGAAAUAAGUCUAAGCGAUUAUGAGAGUUCUUGUGAGGAAGUAUAACCAAAAAAAAGACAAUUAGAUGCCUAGUCUAAAACUAUUCCAGAUCAAUUCUAGCAAAAAUCUUCAAUCCUAACACAAGGUUACCAUUUGUGCCCCUAAAUUUGUGAAUCUAAUAUUGAUUUUUGA
This is a messenger RNA of Paramecium primaurelia, 493 nucleotides long. The record is from the annotation of a GenBank genome assembly. Lineage: Eukaryota; Ciliophora; Oligohymenophorea; Peniculida; Parameciidae.